GCGUUGUCCAAAAUAGAGGAACCUACAAUCGGCCUUUAAUGGGACGUCGCCAUUUUUGGCAGCUCCAUUCUUCAAAUUUAGCCACGAAAUUGUCACUCUGUGUAUUUCUCGAAGGAAGAAACCCUAGAAUUUUGGCGAAGGACUCCAUUUUUCACGGGACGAAGCUCUAAAAUAUCAUCCAUUUGAUUUUAGCAGAAGCUGAAUUCUUUUUCUUAUUUUAGCAGGAGCUAAAUUUUUCGCCUUUUGAAAUCACCAUACAUUUUUCUUCAGCUCAUUCUCUUAGUUUCUCCUGCAUUUUCGUUAUCCAAGGCCAAAUUAUAUGCAGAAGCUAGAAAAUUUUGGCCAUUUUUAGAGCUACGUAAGACAAAAAUCUUUGAUUUUCGCCAUUUCAAAAAUCUGAAACCUCCCUUUAGUAGUUAGCACGGCAGGCAAUUUUUUUUUUGUCAUUAGAGACAUUUUUAGCUAUUUUUUAUGAUCUGCUUUAGAUCAGGUCCCAUUACCGUCCCUAAUGUCACAUUCAAUGCCGUGAAAGUUAGCCGGAAAAGAAAAAGGAGCAGUUUUCCGGUCAAAAAACUGAAAUUUAACCCGGUUUUGUCCCCGGAAAAAAUGGACUCAAAACCAGUCCUCUCUUCUCCUCUCCUCCUAACCUCUGGAGCGAGCACUCGGGUCAGUGCCCUAAUCUCAUUGAGGGCAUUACGGAGCCUUGCUUUGCUCUUAAAUGGCCUUUUGCUGUUACUUUUGCUUCCCUUUAGGCGAAGACCAGAGGCGAGGUGCUUUUCCGGCAAAGGAUCUCCGGAAAAAUCAAAGGAGGAGAAGAUCCCCGCCACUAAUUUGCCAGAAAAAGUGAAAGAAGCUGGAAUUCGGCGAUCAAUGGCUAUAAGGCAGUUUGCUGAAUCUUGUGACGGGGAAACAGAGAGGGGUUUCUCUAUAUUUGAUACAAUGAGAGGGGAUACUCUUUUCACGAGGUGGUGGAUGCCAAUUGGCCUGGAGAUAAAGGGACUGGUACUUCUUCUGCAUGGACUAAAUGAGCAUAGUGGACGGUACGACCGUUUUGCGAAAGAAUUGAAUGCCAAUGGUUACAAAGUGUAUGGGAUGGAUUGGAUUGGACAUGGUGGAAGUGAUGGGCUGCAUGGAUAUGUUCCAUCCCUAGAUUAUGCUGUUACCGACAUGAAAGGUUAUCUAUUGAGCAUACUGGCUGAAAAUCCUGGGCUUCCUUGCUUCUGCUUUGGCCAUUCAACUGGUGCAGCCAUAGUUUUGAAGGCAGUAUUGGACCCAAACAUUGAAGGCCUUGUAGAAGCAGUGAUAUUGACAUCUCCUGCGAUAAGAGUUCAGCCUUCUCAUCCUAUUUUUGGGAUAAUUGCGCCAAUCUUCUCAUUUCUGGUGCCAAAGUACCAGUUCAGCGCUGCUAACAAGCAAGGACUCCCUGUCUCCCGUGACCCUGAAGCUCUUGUAGCUAAGUAUUCAGACCCAUUAGUUUAUACUGGCUCAAUAAGAGUUAGGACUGGCACUGAAAUACUGCGCAUAUCAUCGUAUUUACAACAGAACCUAAGAAAAAUUAGGGUUCCAUUUUUUGUACUCCAUGGUACGGCUGACACAGUGACGGACCCAGAAGCGUCCCGAGAAUUGUACGAGGAAGCUUCCUCUACUGUCAAAUCCAUCAAACUUUACGAAGGAUUUCUUCAUGAUUUGCUAUUUGAACCUGAAAGAGAUGAAAUCACCAAGGAUAUAAUUGAUUGGAUGAAUUCUAGAUUAAAGCCUUAGAGUGGAAAGGAGGAAAGAAAAGAAAAAGGUAGAAACAGGGAGACAAUGGACACUAUGAUGACUUGGCACCUUAUCAUAUUUUGCCACUGGGAAGUCAUCAAGAAAUUCCACUUGGCAAAUUGUUUCAGAUCAGUAUGACCCCUUUUUGCAGGAGGGCAACUUGUUUGUGAACUUAUUUAAGGUUUUGAGUGGGGGUGUUUCUAACGAGUGAAUGCAAUGGCCCCAUUGGUUCUAAAAGGGUGUGGUCUUUUAUUGGGGCGAUGAACCUUUUGGAUAUAUUAUUAUAAGGGAAUGUUUGACUAUAUAACUAAUUUAAUUUACUUUGUGUAACUUA
This is a messenger RNA of Amborella trichopoda, 2095 nucleotides long. RefSeq names its product alpha/beta-Hydrolases superfamily protein. NCBI's taxonomy places the organism in Eukaryota, Viridiplantae, Streptophyta, Magnoliopsida, Amborellales, Amborellaceae. The record is from RefSeq and is a predicted model, not a curated record.